Closterium sp. Naga37s-1 is the source of this 807-nucleotide messenger RNA. The record is from the annotation of a GenBank genome assembly. NCBI's taxonomy places the organism in Eukaryota, Viridiplantae, Streptophyta, Zygnematophyceae, Desmidiales, Closteriaceae.
AUGCAUUAUUGCGGACACCCCGCCACGCUCUGUGCCGAGCUCGCUCGCUCUCUCUCAACACAUAAAUCGCCUCCCCUUCCGAAGCUCUCACAAUCGCCGCACUUCUUCUCGUUCCCCGUCACCACCUUGCCUCUCGUGCAUCUCGCAUCAUCUCGUUCCUCCCGCCGCCCCUCUUCCUUUGAGUUUCAUCAGGAGUGUGGUGAGCGAUGGAGGGUGGAUGGUGUCAGAGGGGAGGUGGGCGUGAGAGCAGUGCAGGGGUGCAGGGACGCGUGUGCCACGGUGGACUGCGGGUUAGACGCGCACUGCUCUGCGGCCGAUGAUGGCUCCACCGAGUGCCUGUGCGGCGUCAUUGGCUAUGCCUUCAACGAGGCGACCAAGACAUGCAUUGACCCGUGCCCAUCAGUGCAGUGUCCGGAGAAGGCGGAGUGCGUAGCAAGAGGGGGAAAGGGGGAGUGCGAGUGCGAGCUGGGGUACAUCAUGCAGAACGGCGCCUGCACUGACGGCUUGCUGCAGACGAGGGUGGAGGUGGAGGGCCUCAACUAUCUCUCGCUGCUCACCUUUGAGAGCCCCGUGCCCAUGGCGCAAGCCACUGGCGCCACCGCCUGCACCAACGUCAGCGACCUGGGCGGCAGCAACACCAGGAUCACCGUGGAGUGGACGUCGAUUGGAGUGGACACGGUUGGCAACGGCAUGUGCAAGAGCGUCUCGUUUCACGCUGACCCGGUCUGUGCCGACAAGCCCGGUUUGACCAUCGCUCGCCCGGGUUUGACCAAGGUCGGCGGUUUCUUCCCCGUCACAACAAGGUGA